AUACUUACCUGCAAUCCUUAUUGAAAGAAACCCGAAGCUUUAAUGAGCCUUUAAUAAGAUCGCUUCUCUCAGUGCGUUGUAUUCUGUCAGUGGGGGCCAGCACUUGACAUGAUUGUAUGUCUGUCUGACUAGUUCCUCGUGUUCAAUCCUAGAAUGAGAAAAGUUGGCGUUAAACUGGACAAUUAAAUGACCAAAAAUGACCUCAGGGCGUAUUCACGACGACGUGGUCGACGGUGACCGCCCCUUCACAGACAGAACGUUUCAAGCUAGAGUGAAACAGUUUAACCUCUUCAUCCAGUCACUGACCCAUCAAUUUGACCAAUCAGUUGAGGAGGAAUCAAGACAGUGGAUUAAUGAGACUUAUCGGUUUGAUCAAUUUUGUGCCAGACUUAAGGAUCUCUUCGGUUCUGAUCUACAGAAACAUGACUUGAGAACUUUGUACAAGAAAAUAUCCAACAAUCCAGGGGCUAGGGUGGACUGGAGUGAGAUUUUUGGUUUCAACUCUGCCUCCAUGACAACAGAAGGAUCUGUUGGUGACGACAUCUCAGUGUUCCAGGUGUCUGCACGACGUAAAGUUGGGGAAGCAGCCGGUGAUAAAUUAAGACGAGAUACAAUUCAACAGAUUAAAUACAUUCCAUACCUGGAUUCUUACCUGUCAUGUUCCCUUAAAGGUACUCUAGCUGUUUGGUCUAAUCAGCUUCGAUUACAGUCUUGUCUAGACAUCCAUGAGCCAGUCUGGACAACAAGUUGUGACUAUUUACCAGCUCUAAGACGUGUACUGUGUUCCACAGAGAGAAGUUUACUUUUAUGGGACAACAGAGCGAAUGGCAAUGCUCAGAGUCUGUUUAUGAUCAAACCUUUAGAAGACUCCCCACAAAGUAUCACCAUCAUACCUUCCACUGAGGAUGUUCUGGAAGACAGAGUUCUCUAUGGAGAUGACCAAGGCUAUGUCAGCCUGCUGACCAUUCUACCACAGGAUCUAGCCAUCAAGCAUUCAAAAGACAGGAAGACAGAUGUGUCUGAGAGUCAAACAAUUGACCCAAAAAACUUAACCAAAGAAAUAAUUAGGAGACAAGUUCACAGUGACUCAAUAAUAAAGGUGAAAUAUUUCCCAACAUUGAAAAGUUUGGGUUCCUGUUCAGCCAGCAGUAGCACCUCCUUCGCUCUGGAAAGUGUUGACAGAAUAUUUUACCAAAAUAAAGAGCCUAGAUGUGUCUCUAUCAGGAAAGGUGUGAAUUGUUUUGACCUGUGUGUCCGAGCUAACAUUAUUGCCACAGGUGGAGUGGACAAGAUCAUACGACUUUGGCAUCCUCACAUUUUCUCAAGACCUUCAGGAAAGCUAAUUGGUCACUUGUUUACUAUAUCUGACAUUGCCAUAAAUGAGGCUGACCAACAUAUUAUAAGUUUAUCUACUGCUAGAGUCUUUAGGAUAUGGGACAUUCACACUCUGACCUGUCUUCAGGUUUUCACAGACAAUGAAGAAAGAUCUGGUGACAGAAGAAUUUAUUCUAUUACAUAUGAUAAUAAAAAUGAGCGCCUACUUUCAGGAUCUAGUGUUGUGGACAGCUGGCCAUUAGCGCGCACAAUCAAAGACUCUCCCCCUGUCCCACUGUCACAUGAUCGGCCUAUAGUUCAAAUGUUAAUCAAUAAGGAAGCCAAUCAAAUUGUUUCUGUUUGUUCACAUCCAAUCAUCAAGGUGUGGGAAAUUGAAACUGGACAUUUGACGUACUCCAUCAAUGACCCACAUGGUCCUAACAUGGAGGUCACCUGUAUUGCUUUGGACAGAACAUUUUCCAAGUUGGUGACUGGAGCAUAUGAUGGCUCUUUGAAGAUCUGGGAUUUUGGCUCUGGUCAAAUGGUCAAAUCCAGGAUGACAAUGACUUCCUAUGGACUUAGUGAACUUAGUUUGACCUCCAUUGUGUGCACUAGGAAACGGAAUGAAAAUUUAAUUUUAGCCAGCACUGUGUCCAAAAUUCUGAUUUAUUUGGACUCAACAGAGAGUACCAGGAUAAUACUUAUACAAGAGUUAUCCCACUUGCUUGAGCUUCCCAAGGACAUGGACUACGCAGGGUCUAAUAUUUCUGAUGGAUAUUAUCAAAUCAGUCGAACAGAGCUUCGGGCUGAACGAUCUUUUGGACAGCAGACCUUAUUAAGCAUUCCAAGUGAUUUGACUAGCCUUGAAGAGGAGAAGGAGACAGAUGAGGAGCCUCUACAGGACACACAUUCUGCCAUUGGUACUACUAAAAGGAUAAAUACCCAAUUCCCUGUGACCAAGCUCCUACCUGAUAUUGAGACAUCACAGGUAGGCCAGCUUCCAUCUACUAGUUGUCAUGUGACAUGUAUGACACUUAUAAUGUUUGACCUAAUAGCCACUGGCUACAGCAAUGGUCAAAUUACUAUAUGGGAUGCUGAGAGACUUGUCAUGAAAUCAAAACUAACUUUGCCUUCCCAUGCUAGUCAGUCCAAUGAGCAGGUCAAUGAAAUCAUUGUUAUGAUCUUCAAGCCUAAAUAUCUCAGAAGAUCUACUGCUCAACAAACAGCUAGUCAUCUUUCUGCAUCUCUGGUGGGUCACAGAGCACGACACAGAAGAACAGGUCAGACAGUGCUCCCAGAUCUAGAUCAGCUUUCAUCACAGACAGCUGCCAACACAAUAACAGUCAAUCAGCCAUUGAAUGAAAGUAGAGUAGAGAAACAAUCUGUACACAAGCUCUCACAAGAACUUGAAAAUAAAGAACUAGAAAUGAAAUUUACAGACUCAAAAGAAAAAUCAAAAUUGUCUGAUACCAAAAGUGAGUCUCCUGGUGCAGCCUCAUCAGUUAGCUCUAUGUCAUCUCCUGUGAUGAAUAUAUCAUUUCAGUCUGUACAAGAUCCAAUCAUUGUCUCUGCUCACCAGAGCUCAGUGCUUAGAUUCUGGGACAUGAGUGGAGAACUUCUACUUUCUUUUGAGUCUGUUGAACCUAAAGCCAAGAUUCCUGUUACAGCCUUAUGUUUUAACACCUACACCCAAUAUGUCUAUACGGGCAACACAAAGGGUUAUGUCACUGUCUGGGAUGUGAAACAGUUUCUACAAGAUCCUCACCAACAGGACUCUCACUCUGUCAAGCAAACAUUAUAUUGGAAAGGUCAUUUAAACAAGAUUAACAAUAUAGUGAUUAUAGAAGCUGCAAAUCUUUUGUUAACUACAUCAGUAGAUGGCUCCAUCAGAGUCUGGUUAGCUACAAAUGGAGCAUUCAUUGGAUUUUUUGGCCAAGUCAAGCCAUUAUAUGUGCCACCCUUGGAGAAGCUUCAAAAAAAUAUCAUUUUACCUUUUGAUAUCAAUGAGGGCCCUACACUUACAGCUGAGAAAACUAAAACUGCUCCAAAAAUAAAAAUCAGAAACAAAUUUGAAUUCCCUUUGAUAUUUGAACCUGCCCGGUGGGAACAAUUCAGAAGAUCAGCUUAUAAUAAGGCAAGGGAAGAUAAUCAGAACAAUAUGGAAGAAAAAAAGUUUUUCGGAGCUUUAAUUAAACCAAAGGCAUACAACUCUCAUUUAGAAAGUUACAUAACUGCAGAUCAGAAGGCAGGAGCAGUGUUUCGGUCCUUGCCUGUGUAUACUGUGCCAGAACCAGAUGAUGCCAAACAAAUGGCCAGCACUUUCCACCAGUUUCAAGACCAUGUGGCAUUGUUGGGAACAAAUCAAAUUUUGACAAAGUCCAACAAACGCAAGGCUAAAGAUGGCAGAAAUUCCUUCCUUCCAAAGUUAUCUUCCCUGCAGUCCUGACCUUUGAAUCUUUGCUCUAAGUUUUGUUUAGCAUCAUCAGCAUUAAUAUUUGUAUUAUAGAUUGAUUGAUUCUAUUUACAUUUAGUUUUUUUUUUAUCUUUUGUUUUUGUUAAAGAGAUUAUUGUUUUUAAAGAAACUCCAAGACAAGAGAAUUUAUCCAUUGUCCAUUGUUCAAAGCACUAGCUCUUUCUUGUAAUUCUUUGUAAAACCUUCAGUUCCUAAUUUCUAUUACAGAUUGCCAUUGUACUAUUCAAUAGAUUUGUACAGUUACUUUUAAUGUAAACUUUGAAUCAUUUGAAAAGGUUUUAAGAAAAUGAUUAAAACUUCAAAGUUGAACUUCUUUAAUUAAUAACAAUCAAUCUGUCUAAACAUUGUGAGCAUAUUUCUCUUUAUAAAACUUGUUGUACAUCAAAUUUGUACUUGUGUAGUUUAUAAGGAACAUAGACUCUCAUUUAUAUUAAUCCCCACUUGUACAAAAAAAGAGAUGGGAGUGUACUACUUGACCAAAGUCUGCAUUUCCUUGUCCUCAUUAAAUGUUACACUGCAGAUACCAACAGAACAUAACUUGUAAUACAAAAAUAGAAAUUCUUUUGCACUGAUUCAAUUCUGCAGUCAUGAAUACUUUAGCAUAAAUGGCUAUGAGAAAUAGAUAUCUAGAUUAGAGUAAUAACUGGUGACAUGUUGGGUUCUGUAUAAAGUUAGUAACAAGUUUUGUGAUGUCAAGUCCCAGUCAAUGCCUUGUCCCUUAACAUUUCACUUAUAGUAGUUUAAUGUCCAAGGAUGCCAACACAUAUGUUCAAAUCAAAUAUGCUUUUUAUUAAAAUUCUUAUCAAAUGUU
Biomphalaria glabrata is the source of this 4598-nucleotide messenger RNA. Its product is annotated as WD repeat-containing protein 64-like. The record is from RefSeq and is a predicted model, not a curated record. Bases 197 to 3760 code for a protein of 1187 amino acids. Lineage: Eukaryota; Metazoa; Mollusca; Gastropoda; Planorbidae. The transcript has 32 exons. Gene Ontology annotation, molecular function: protein binding.